CUGUCUGACUGCCAGUGAACAUAUCCUUGUGUUCUCCAUUACUUUACUUGUUAGACUGCUAUAGUGUAUAUACAUUUUUCGAUUACAAAGAUGAAAACUACUUUACUUUUCCAAUCCAACUUUAUCUAUAUAGCACAUUUAAAAAACAACGGAGUUGACCAAAGUGCUGUACAUCAAUAAAUAUAUAAAAAAGCAGCAUAAAUACAGUUUAAGAACUGGUUACACACAUUAGUUGUUCAUUAUAAGCUAUUAACUAUGCUCAGAGAGACACAUCAGAUUGCUCAACAACAGCCAUGAUUUCCGCUGUGUUGCUACCUGACCUGUUUUUAAACUACUUUUUCCGCAUGGGAGCAGCCUGAGCAGACAGCAUUGGGAAUCAGCAAAGCGGUCAGGCUGCUUGCCAGUGGUAUUUAGUAAACGAGUACAUCUACUAAAGUAUUGUACUAAAGUAACAUUUUGAGGUACUUUUUUGCUACUCUUUCUACUCCACUACAAUUCAGAGGUCAAUAUUGUACUUUUACAUGUAUGUGGUAUAUUUAGCUACUUUAGCAGAUAUAGAUAAAUGAUAAACAAUAUGUAACACAUGAAAUGCUUUAGAUACACCUGGAUUAAACUCACCAUCUACCCAGUAGUUAAAGUUAGUUCCACCUUUACCAGUGUGUUAAACAAAUACAUCAUUCAUUAUAAUCAAACCUUUCUUCCUAUCUUGAGCCAUAAACAAAAGGGUAGUGGCACACCCUUACUGGCCAAUAUUGCAAAAUACACCUGAAUGGAUUUCAGCAUUUCAACGUAUGCGGAUGUGAAGCUUCUCAGAGCUAAGGAAUACAAUAGCUUCCAGAAGAGGUCCUACAAUCCCGCAGAUCAGCUCAUUUUAGCUGAUGCCAACAGUCCUCUCCAGUAUCCUACACAGGGCGUGGAGGUGCGCCCCCUCAAAACCAUCAUCAUUCCUGGUAAGAGCCGAUCUAGAUUGAAACUGCACAUGAUAUCAAAGUUUGAACAUUAUGUUGUUUCCUUAUUUAUUUUUUUCUUAGGUUUGGGUCUUAAAGAAGAAACAGGAUCAAACCAUAGGGUAUAUUUGACAGCAACCCUGGGAACUUUUGAUGUCGCUGCCACAGUGGACGAGGUCUCCGUUAAAGGAGGGGGAGAAAAGCACAUAAUACUGUCUAGUUCUCAUCUGUCUGCUCUGAACAGGCAGCUGCAGUUCGUCACAUAUACAAACGUUGUUUUCCAUCCCAAGACAGCAGAUACAGUACACUUUGCAACUGAAGGUCACGAGUCGUUUUUCACAAUUAAAGUUGGACAUGGAAUUGUACCUACGCUUUACAACGCUGGACAUCAAAAAGAAUACAAUAUUAGCGCUCUCGUAACCAUCGCCACAAAGACCUUUCUACGCUAUGACAAACUAAAACACCUUAUUGACAGCAUACGCGAAUAUUAUCCAACCGUCACCAUAGUGAUAGCAGAUGAUAAUGAACACCCUCAGCCAGUGACCGGGCCUCACAUUGACCAUUACAUCAUGCCAUAUGGAAAGGGCUGGUUUGCGGGCAGAAACCUUGCAGUGUCGCAAGUGACAACCAAGUAUGUGCUCUGGGUGGAUGACGACUUCUUCUUCACUACAAACACCAAGCUGGAGCAGAUGGUAGACAUCCUAGAAAAGACUACUCUGGAUCUGGUGGGUGGAGCAGUGAGGGAGGUGACAGGCUACACUGCUACAUAUCGUCACACCAUUUCAGUGGAAGAAGGCGGAGAUGAGGGCGACUGUUUACAUAUCAGAAAUGGCUACCACCAUGUCAUAGAAGGAUAUCCCAACUGUGUGGUAGCUGAUGCCGUCAUCAACUUCUUCAUGGGGAGGACUGACAAGGUGAAGCAGGUGGGCUUUAACCCCCGCCUGGCACGGCAAGGUCAUCUGGAGUUUUUCAUCGACGGUCUGGGCACCCUCCACAUUGGCUCGUGUAGUGACAUCAUUGUCAACCACGCAUCAAAGAUCAAACUACCCUGGAGUAAAACAGAAUCACAAAAGACGUAUGAUAAAUUCCGCUAUUCAUCAUUCAGUAAUGUCAAUACAGUUUUUCAGGAAGUCUUCUACUUCAGGAACAGGUUCAAAUGCCAGACCAGUCAAUAAGCCAACACAUUCUAUUUUCGCUGCCCUAAUGUGAGUUGCUUCUUUUUAUUUGCAUAUAUUUUUAUAUUGACACUUUGUUUACUACUCAAACACUUACUGUUAAACAGACUGUGUGGACAUAUUUUGUUUUGUGAACAGAUUACAACUCCUGGUAUAGACAGAGAAGUUCUAGCCGACAUAAACCUCCAUAUAGUGUGAACUUUAGCUAAAUGCACUCAACAUAUCAAGUUUUUUUGCAGUGGUCCUUUUCUGUCAGACACCCACAGCCCUACCUGAACCCAUUACCCUUAACUGUUCAACAGGUUGGAUGUUUUUUCAUUGGUUUGUUAUUAUACUGUAAAUGGAACUGAACUUUGAACUGAAAUUAACCAGUAUGUUCAAGGUUGCUUUGCAUUAAAAUAAUUUGAGGAAGCGUAAGGCAUACUUUCUUAUCUGUAACUGUAUUAUUGGGUCCUGAACACAAACCUGGGAAUGGAAAUCUCAUUUUCUUUAACUGAUCACAAUUGUAUCCAGUUGUCAUACUCCCUAGAGUUAACUCGAUGCUGUUAAUGUAUUCCUUUUUUAGUAGUGUUUCAGUAACAGAUAUUUAUUUGUGCAUUUUGCUCUGUAAGUGGGAAGAAAGACAGGGGUAGAGACAGUAGUUGGCUUGCUUCUCUGAAAGGUAACUUAACGAAAAAUAAUGUUUCUACUGCCCAGUUUAUUAAUUGCAGUUCUACAAAUGUAGUCAAUAUGGGCACUUGCUAAGGAACCUUUAAAGUACAAACUAAACAAACUCCUAAAGUCCUUAUUUCUCGAGCACAAAACAGUACCCUGAGCAGAAAAUCUACUACGCAAUUGAAUAUAAGCCAAACAUGGGCCAAUAUUCUCUCCUCAUUCAAGUCUUCCAGAGAAGUAAGGUUCCAACAUAUAUUUCCCAAAGAUAGAUGUCUCAUAGUGUGAUUCAUCUUUUAAAAAUAUUUUCUGUUAAUUCGGAUAAUGCUUUAGAAAAAGCCUUUGACUGAAAUGCUUCAGCGAUGAAUCUUGAUAUGAUGUAAAGCUCUACGUGCAUUGUUUGCUUUAAUUGUGUAUUUAUUUACUUAAUUUAUUUUGUGUUUGACGCCAACAAAAAUAAAAAAAAUAAAGUUUAA
Molecule: messenger RNA, 3249 nt
Organism: Eleginops maclovinus (Patagonian blennie)
Lineage: Eukaryota; Metazoa; Chordata; Actinopteri; Perciformes; Eleginopidae
Gene: b4galnt1a
Product: beta-1,4-N-acetyl-galactosaminyl transferase 1a
Exons: 8
Coding region: 770-2122 (450 amino acids)
Biological process (GO): ganglioside biosynthetic process
Cellular component (GO): Golgi membrane
Molecular function (GO): acetylgalactosaminyltransferase activity
Source: RefSeq, a predicted model, not a curated record